GGCUGGAACCAGGCGGGUCCUGCCGGGGCGCCAAGGCCUCCUGUGCUCGGAGGGGAGAUUACUGGGCACUGUCCCACCUCACUCCCAUCUCUGGGCCCCGAGUCUGCGCAUGGAGAAGCCCCCGGAGAACUCUACCCUGGAGGAGGCUCUGGGGCAAUACCAGCGGAGUCUCCGGGAACAUGUGAACAGAAGCAUUCACCAGCUGAGUUGCGUCCUGAGAGAAGACAAUGCCGCUGUUAGAGACGAUGCACUAGAGCCUUCUUUUAGCGCCGAAGGAGGAAACGAGGACACUGGGACUGCCUGGCACAAGCUACAGCACAGCCAUGCCGUUAAUCAACUCAUGGCCUUGUUACACCAACAAGCAGCUGAGGAAAGUGAGGUAUCUCCAUCAAGAAGACGAAAAAUGUCCUCUUUGAUGUCAUUAGAAUAUGAGGAAACCAGUAUGCCUACUGUUCAUAAUCUUGUCCCUAUCAUCAAUGAUCAGUCUCAAUACAUUCAUCAUUUGGAGGCAGAAGUCAAGUUCUGCAAGGAGGAACUUUCUGGAAUGAAAAAUAGGGUACAGGUAGUUGUGCUUGACAAUGAGCGGCUCCAACAAGAGUUGAAAGCUCGAGGACAAGAGGAAGCGAUGAGGGAACAAACUCUUCUGGAUGCGUCUGGAAACAUGCAGAAUUCUUGGAUGACAAGAGGUGAGGAUUCUGGAGUUCAGGAAGCUGUUAAAUCAUUUUCCCACGGCGAUGCAGACAUGAUCAAGAUCUCCUCUGCUGGUGAGGCUGAGAAAUGGAAGCUAGAACUGGAGAAGCUGAAACUUACUUAUGAGCAAAAGUGUGAAAUCCUGGAAUCUCAAUUAAGGGUUUUGAGGAAAAAUUUAGCCGAAUGUCAGAAAAAUUGUGAAGAUCUUAAAGAGCGACUAAAGCACAAAGAGUCUGUCCUUGCUGCCCAGGUUUCUAACCCUAACCGAGUCGGUGGUCUUUGUGUGAAGUGCGCUCAGCACGAAGCUGUUCUUUCCCAGACGCACAGCAAUGUCCACAUGCAGACCAUAGAGCGGCUGACUAAGGAGAGAGAUGACCUCAUGUCCGCGCUGGUGGCCGCGAGGAGCAGCUUGGCGGACGUGCAGCUGAGGGAGGCGGGCGCCUACGAGCAGGUGAAGUGUGCCUUGCAGAUGACGGAGGAGGCCAAUCUCGAGAAAACCAAGGCUCUAAUCCAGUGUGAGCAGCUGAGGAGUGAACUGGAGAGGCAGGCGGAGCGGCUGGAGAAGGAGCUGGCCACUCAGCAGGAGAAGAGGGCCUGCGACAAAGAGAUGAUGAAGAAGGAGCUGACGCAGGAGCGGGAGGACUCGGGAUCCAAGAUGUUGGCUAUGUCUCAGAACAUUGCCCGCCUGGAGGCCCAGUUGGAAAAGGCUACAAGGGAGAAGGUUUCAGCUGUGAACCAACUAGAAGAAAUUCAAAACCAGCUUGCUUCCCGGGAAAUGGAUGCCACAAAGGUGUGUGGGGAAAUGCGCUAUCAAUUGAAUAAAACCAAAAUGGAGAAGGAUGAGGCAGAAAAGGAGCUCAGAGAGUACAGAGCCAAAACUAAAAGGGACCUUGACCUGAAAGACGAGGAAAUAGAGAGACUGACGCUGGAGCUGAGGGAGAGCAGGCAGCACGUGGAGCGAGAGCAGCAGAAGGCGGCGGGGGCCGGAGAGGAGCUCCUGACACUGACAGAGCGGCUGGGCGAGGCCGAGCGCCAGCUGCACCGCACCAGGCUGGAAAAAGAGAGCAUUCAGCAGAGCUUCAGCAGCGAAGCGAAGGCCCAAGCCCUUCAGGCCGAGCAGAGGGAGCAGGAGCUGACACAGAAGAUGCAGCAAAUGGAGGCCCAGCAUGACAGGACCGAAAGUGAACAGUAUUCAUUGCUGACCUCCCAGAAUGCAUUUUUGACAAAGUUGAAGGAAGAGUGCUGUACGUUAGCCAAGAAAGUGGAACAAAUCUCUCAGAAGAGCAGAUCUGCAAUAGCCCAGCUCAGUCAAGAGAAAAAAUACGCGUACGACAAACUGAAAAAGUUACAGGAAAGAAACGAUGAGUUGGAGGAGCAGUGUGUCCAACACGGGAGACUCCAUGACAUCAUGAAGCAAAGGCUGCAGCAGCUGGGCCAGCACAGCCAGGCCACCGCCCAGCAACUGGUGCAGCUGCUCAGCCAGCAGAACGAGCUCCUGCAAGAGAGGCAGAGCCUGUCGGAGGAGGUGGAGCGGCUGAGAGCCCAGUUACCCAGCAUGCCACAAUCCGAUUGCUGACCUGGAUGAAACAGUGAAAUCAAUGAUUUACAAAGAGUAUUUACAUUCAUCUGGUUCGCACGGAACGUGCCACAAUGCACUGUGGCUUCCCGGGGCCCCGCCUCCGGCCGCGGGCUGCGUCCUCACCGCCUCCGGGCGGCCCCCGCGGAUGGACGGGCUGGAGCCGGCGCUGACGGGUGCACCCUCCUGGCGUGGGUUUCUGGAAAUGGCUUCGAGUUACUGUACUUGGAAAUCUGCUCAUCUGUAUGCUACGUAGGUCACACAUAUGGAUUUCAAUAAACGAACUUCUGAAAGA
Messenger RNA from Eptesicus fuscus (big brown bat), 2561 nucleotides. It is a transcript of the gene SDCCAG8, whose product is annotated as SHH signaling and ciliogenesis regulator SDCCAG8. The transcript is spliced from 18 exons. Gene Ontology annotation, cellular component: centriole; centrosome. The record is from RefSeq and is a predicted model, not a curated record. Lineage: Eukaryota; Metazoa; Chordata; Mammalia; Chiroptera; Vespertilionidae. Bases 110 to 2266 code for a protein of 718 amino acids. Gene Ontology annotation, biological process: tube formation; establishment of cell polarity; centrosome cycle.